CUCUCGACUCUAAUGGUAGGCGGCAACACAAAGAAGGAAACGAGGCGAAGCACAAAAUCUUGAGAGGCUGGGAAAUACUAAAUAGGUCAGAAAAUUCUAAGUAGGUCAUCCAUCAUAUCAUCUCCACCACCACCAGCGCAGCCGUCGCCGUCCUUAGUAGUUGUAAAAGAAUCAGUUUGAGAUGGUGAAGUCAUACCUAAGAUAUGAACCAGCUGCAUCAUUUGGAGUAGUAGCAUCAAAUGAUUCAAAUAUUAGUUAUGAUAGUAGUGGUAAACAUCUUUUAUCACCAGCUCUUGAAAAAGUUGGUGUUUGGAAUGUUAGACAAGGGGUUUGUGCUAAAACCCUUGCUUUAUUAUCUACUUCUUCUCGCGGCGGUCCUUCUCUUGCUGUUACUUCUAUUGCUUCAACCACUACUUCUCAGGUAGCUGUUGGUUAUGCAGAUGGGAGUGUAAGAAUAUGGGAUUGUAAUACUGGAACUUGUGAGACUACAUUGAUUGGUCAUAAAGGUGCAGUUAGUGCACUUAGGUACGACAAUCCUGGGUCUAAUCUUGCUUCUGGAGGUAAAGAUAAUGAUAUUGUUUUGUGGGAUGUUGUUGGUGAUGAGACGACUGGACGCUUUCGUCUUCUGGGUCAUCGUGAUCAGGUUACAGAUGUUGUUUUCUUGGAUAAUGAUAAAAAGCUUGUCAGUUCAUCCAAGGACAAAUUUAUGAGGUUAUGGGAUCUUGAGACAAAAUAUUGUAUGCAAAUAAUUAGUGGUCAUCAUAGUGAGAUUUGGUCAAUUGAUGUUGAUUCGGAAGAAAGAUAUUUGGUCACUGGAUCAGCAGACCCAGAAGUUCGUAUUUAUACAAUUAAGCAUGAGUCAGCUGAUGAGUUGCAGGGAAGUGAAAACUCUGGCGCUGAAAGCAAAUGGGAAGUAUUGAAGCUCUUUGGCGAAAUUCAGCCACAAAACAAGGAUAGGGUAGGAACUGUAAGAUUUAAUAAGUCGGGAGAUUUACUUGCUUGUCAAGCUGCAGGGAAGAUGGUAGAGAUAUUCCGGGUUUUGGAUGAAGCUGAAGCCAAACGCAAGGCUAAAAGGAGAGUUCAUCGUAAGAAAGAGAAGAAGGGAAAAUCAGCUACUGAGUCGGCUGAAAAUGGAGAAACUGUUUCCUUACAUGGGGAGGAGAGCGCAGCUCUUGUUGUUACCGUUACCGAUGUAUUUAAGCUUUUGCAGACAUUGCGUACUAGCAAGAAGAUUUGCUCCAUUUCUUUCUCCCCGGUCAAACCAAAGAGUGGACUGGCAACAUUAGCACUUUCCCUAAAUAAUAAUCUGUUAGAGGUACAUUCUAUUGAAACUGAAACCACGACAAAGACAUAUUCUGUUGAACUUCCUGGGCACCGAUCUGAUGUUAGAAGUGUUAUACUGAGCUCAGACAAUACUCUAUUAAUGUCAACUAGUCACAAUGCCAUAAAGAUUUGGAACCCAAGCACUGGUUCUUGCCUCCGAACAAUUGACUCUGGGUACGGCCUCUGUGGUUCAUUUGUUCCUGGCAACAGGUUUGCUCUUGUUGGAACCAAGGAAGGUAAGUUGGAAAUUAUAGAUGUCGGGAGUGGUACUUGCAUAGAAGUAGUAGAAGCUCAUGGUGGUUCUGUCCGGUCAAUUGCAACACUUCCAGAUGGAAGCGGGUUUGUGACGGGAAGUGCAGAUCACGAUGUUAAGUUCUGGGAAUAUGUGCUUACGCAGAAACCCGACCAAGGUUCUAAACACCUUUCCGUGAUCAAUGUCGACACUUUGAAAAUGAACGAUGAUGCCCUGUGGGUUGCUAUUAGUCCUGAUUCUAAAUAUAUUGCAGUCGCCCUGUUGGAUUGCACAAUCAAGGUCUAUUUUAUGGAUUCCCACAAAAUUUUUCUUUCCCUUUACGGCCACAAACUGCCUGUUCUCUGUAUGGAUAUUUCAUCGGACAAUGCUUUGAUGGUUAGCGGUUCUGCAGACAAAAAUCUUAAAAUUUGGGGUUUGGAUUUUGGUGAUUGUCACAAAUCAAUUUUUGCUCAUGCUGACAGUGUUAUGGCAGUGAAUUUUGUUGACAACACCCAUUAUAUGUUUAGCGUGGGGAAAGAUCGUGUUGUAAAAUAUUGGGACGCUGAUAAGUUCGAGCUACUUUUAACUCUUGAGGGUCAUCAUGCAGAGAUUUGGUGUCUCGCAGUUAGCAGUCGUGGCGAUUUUAUAGUCACUGGAUCUCAUGAUCGAUCUAUACGGCGGUGGGAUCGUACUGAAGAGCCCUUCUUUAUUGAGGAAGAGAAAGAAAAAAGGUUGGAUGAGAUGUUUGAAGCUGACGUUGAUAAUUCAUUUGAGAGUAGGUAUGCACUUAAAGCAGAGGUUCCGGAAGACAGAGUUGUGGGUGUGGCAGGGAAGAAGACUAAAGAAACACUAACUGCAACUGACACAAUAAUUGAUGCUCUAGACAUAGCGGAAGUAGAGUUACAACGCAUGGAUGAGCACAAGGCAGAGAAAGCAGGUGGAAAGUUUCAGCCAAAUAUUAUAAUGCUUGGACUCUCGCCACCUGACUACGUUCUCCGUUCACUUUCCAAUGUUCCCACAAAUGACCUGGAGCAAACUCUAUUGGCCUUACCCUUCUCAGAUGCCUUGAAGCUGCUGGUUUACCUGAAGGACUGGGCUUCCAGACCUGAUAAGGUGGAGCUGGUUAGUCGAGUUAAUACAGUGCUCUUGCAGACACAUCACAAUCAAUUAAUUUCCACUCCGGCUGCUAGACCAAUCAUGACAAGCCUCAGUGACGUUCUAUAUCCAACUGUAAAGCAAUUUAAGGAAGUCCUUGGUUUCAACCUUGCUGCAUUGGAUCAUAUAAAGCAAAUUAUGUCUUCAAGGUCAGAUGCCCCCUUCCGAGAUGCUAAGAAAAAGUUAUUAGAAAUCCGCUCACACCAAACGAAGCGUCUGGCAGCCAGAACUCCUGCAAAAGAAGAAAGGCAGAAGAAGAAGAAGCAGAAGUCCUCAGGUGCAGGAGCUUGGUCUGGUCAGUAGAAGGCAGCUGCAAAUCAGGAAAUGACUUUAUGAUAAUCUAUCUCCAAUAUUGACUAAUCAAAGACGGAUGCUGAGCCCCAUAGAGAUCCUCAACAAGCGAUGAAAGAUGCUUAAUUGAUUGCUACACCAUCUGUCCAACAAGUUUACUCAUGGCAUCUGAGCGACCAUGCAUCUAGUUUGUAGAUUAAAACAACCAUGUUUUCGAAUGAGUUGAUAAGACUGUUAUUCUUGGCUAUAAGCCUCCCAUGAGUUCUUUAGAAAGUAUUCCAAGCUGAAAUACAUUAGAUAUUGUGCGACAACUCUCUCUCUCUCUCUCUCUCUCUCUCUCGAUGAUGAUGUGGGUUUUCAAUGUGGCCAUACAAGUAUAAUCUACUAUUAUUCUUUGAAGGUGUGUGAUUUAUACCCAUAUAUUGCUACUUCGUGUUCAA
This is a messenger RNA of Papaver somniferum (opium poppy), 3441 nucleotides long. Its product is annotated as WD repeat-containing protein 3-like. NCBI's taxonomy places the organism in Eukaryota, Viridiplantae, Streptophyta, Magnoliopsida, Ranunculales, Papaveraceae. The coding region runs from base 182 to 3013 and encodes 943 amino acids. Gene Ontology annotation, molecular function: protein binding; snoRNA binding. Gene Ontology annotation, biological process: maturation of SSU-rRNA. The record is from RefSeq and is a predicted model, not a curated record. Gene Ontology annotation, cellular component: Pwp2p-containing subcomplex of 90S preribosome; small-subunit processome. The transcript is spliced from 12 exons.